CACUACUGAUAAUUUUCAAGAGACACACUCUCUCUCUACUCAGACACACACAGUGUCUCUACUCUCUCUCUCUCUCACUAACCACCCCUACAAGUAGACUUUAAGACAACUUUGGCUCAGUGUUGAGUAAACCCAUCUGGUCAUUAAAAUAAAACCACAAUCUCUCUGUUUCACUCACUUUAAAGCAGAGAUCUAACAUCAUCAAACUCGUUCACAACAACAACCAUGGACUACGAAUACGGAGGAGGAGAGUACUGCAGGAGGGGACACGUGCCGGCGUUUGGAACCUGGGACUGGAACGACGCCGUUCCAUUCACUCAGUGCUUCGAGACAGCGACCACUCAGCAGCAGCCUUCUUUUCUCCAAUACGCUCCUUACCCUCAAGAUCGUGAUCUUUACCUCGCUGGCGGCGAUCUUUACGACAACCACCACCUUGUCGCUCCCGCAGUGAUCCUCGUCCCUCGACGCCGGGCUAAGGUGGGCCAGGAGCCCAAGAGAACCAGCUCCAAGGAACAAAACAACUUCAAGACAGAGGCGCGUGAGUGUGACGCACCGGCAAGCUGUCCGACACCGGUGGUGAAGCGGAGGACGAAGCCCGUGGACGAAGACUUGUACAGGAUCUCACCUACCCUUCUCUCCGUCAAAUCCACAAAGAAGAGAGGAGGUGGGUUUGGGUGCAUUUCAAGGUGUUUUUUGCCGACACGGGUGCUUUGAAGCCACGAAGCGUGGGAGUUUGAGUCAGACAACACUGUGGUUGGGUCUUAAUAUUUUAUAUUUUUAAAGAUGGAAGGCUAUAUGCUUGUGAAACCAUGUAUGUAUUUAUGCGUAGGGAUAAGGAGAUGAAUUCUACAAGAUGUUUGACCAAAAAAAAAAGAAUUCUAUAAGAUGAACUCUAUCAGUUAGCUCUGGGAAGAGCGAGCCAUGUUGUAUUACGUAAACUAUUAAACAAAGUGAGACUAGUUUUGCAA
This is a messenger RNA of Brassica oleracea var. oleracea, 968 nucleotides long. RefSeq lists its product as uncharacterized. NCBI's taxonomy places the organism in Eukaryota, Viridiplantae, Streptophyta, Magnoliopsida, Brassicales, Brassicaceae. The transcript is spliced from 4 exons. The record is from RefSeq and is a predicted model, not a curated record. The coding region runs from base 226 to 714 and encodes 162 amino acids.